UUUUUCCCUUUUACUCCUCUUAUUUUCCCUAUCAGCGGACAUGGAUUUGAAUCAACUGGAGGCUUUUCUCACUGCCCAAACCAAAAAACAAGGUGGCAUCACAUCAGAUCAAGCUGCAGUCAUUGCAAAAUUUUGGAAGAACCACCGAAUAAAGAUCCAUGAGAGCCUGAUCAAUCAAAGCUGUUGGGAUAAUAUCUUGAAAAACAUGAACUGGCGAGUGGAUCUGAAGUCACAGUCAAGACACGUCGAUCAGAUAAACACUCCUGUUGCACUAGUUGAAAUGGAACUGGGAAAAAAUGGGCAGGUAAGCUUUCUUUUGGAAAAAAAUGUAAACCUGAUUUAG
Molecule: messenger RNA, 343 nt
Organism: Balearica regulorum gibbericeps (East African grey crowned-crane)
Lineage: Eukaryota; Metazoa; Chordata; Aves; Gruiformes; Gruidae
Source: RefSeq, a predicted model, not a curated record